Messenger RNA from Bicyclus anynana (squinting bush brown), 1050 nucleotides. It is a transcript of the gene CPG20, whose product is annotated as pro-resilin. The transcript is spliced from 2 exons. Lineage: Eukaryota; Metazoa; Arthropoda; Insecta; Lepidoptera; Nymphalidae. The record is from RefSeq and is a predicted model, not a curated record. Bases 122 to 646 code for a protein of 174 amino acids.
CCCUUGCACAACGCUGCUCAUCCUUUCUCCGCCCCACCGCCGCCGGCGCGGUAUAUAUCACUGUGAUGUACAGACCGACCAUCACAAGUUCUAACGAACCAAAGUGACCACAUUAAGCACCAUGAAGGCCUUCGUAGCGUGCAUAGCCCUGGCUUUGGUGGCGUGUGCGAGCGCCGAACCUCCAUCCGGUUACAGCUACAGCCGACCAUCAGGAGGUCACGGCGGCGGCGGCUUCGGCGGUGCCAUCGGCGGUCUCCUCGGCGGCGGAGCUCUCCGCGCCGUCUCCUCCGGGUACCAGACCUCCGAAGGGCAACAAGUCGACGGUCAACUCCUCGAACAGAUCCGUCAGAUCCUCCUCAAAGAAGAAGCUUCCUCUGGCUCAGGCUUCGGCGGCGGCCACGGCGGCGGUCACGGCGCUCCCUCCUCGUCCUACGGCGCUCCCUCCUCCUCGUACGGUGUCCCAUCCACCUCCUACGGCGUCCCCAGCGGCGGCCGCGUUGUCGGCAUCAGCCUUGAAGCCAUCCGCCAAGCCAUCCAGGUCGCGCAAUACGAGCAGUCCGGCGGAGUCAGCGGAGGAUACCCAUCCGGUCCCUCCUCGUCCUACGGUGCCCCCGCACCGUCAGGCAGCUACGGCGCUCCCUACUAGAUCCCAAACUCCCUAAAUCCAUCUCUCCCCAUCCCAUUUGAGAUGUUCGACUUAUUCGGGUCAGCUCGUGUCACCUCCGAGCGCCCGAAUGCCUAAACCAAUGACCGAGUGCCACGUACAAUGUAGGUGGUCUCGCUCCGGCCUGCCAUCCGGCCAACGCCUGCGACUGUGCACGCUCACGGGUUCCCCAGCCGUCAGCCAGUCGUUUCUGUACCAGACAGCCGUCGACACUGGUGCCGACGCCGACACCAGUGUCGACUGCUCUCGCGAGACAAAACACGAAGUGGCUCACGGCUGGGAACGACUCUUGUUCUGUAUAAAGUUUAUCGAUAAGUUAGCUUAAUUGUUGUUGUAAGAUUUUGUUUUUUUUUUAUAAAAAAAAAUAAAUACAUUUUGACACCGUA